AUGAUUAAAUGUUUAAAAGUAUGCACGGAAUGCAUAGCUACAGUUUAUUUUAAAAAACUUAAAAACUUACGUAAAAAAGUACAAAAAUUUUUUUGUACUAAAAAUUCCAGUAAAAAAGUACAUGUACUUUGUUUUGUACUAAAAAUUUCAGUAAAAAGUACAUGUAUUUUUUUUUAUACGGAAAAAAGUAUAUGCUUAAAAAAAUCAAUUAAAAAAAAAGUACUAUUAAAAAUUAAUAAAUUAUGGAAAAAUAAUUUAAAUAAUAUUUAA
Messenger RNA from Blepharisma stoltei, 270 nucleotides. Lineage: Eukaryota; Ciliophora; Heterotrichea; Heterotrichida; Blepharismidae. The record is from the annotation of a GenBank genome assembly.